Messenger RNA from Pteronotus mesoamericanus, 1020 nucleotides. RefSeq names its product chromosome unknown C10orf120 homolog (gene CUNH10orf120). The coding region runs from base 1 to 1020 and encodes 339 amino acids. The record is from RefSeq and is a predicted model, not a curated record. The transcript is spliced from 3 exons. Lineage: Eukaryota; Metazoa; Chordata; Mammalia; Chiroptera; Mormoopidae.
AUGAUCAGAGAAUGGGAGAGUGGCUGUCAGAAGAUUGGAAAACAGAGGUCUCAAGAUCCAGGGGCCCAAGAAAGGAAGACGGCAGAGGGAAGGCUAAGCAAGCACGGAGUACCAGCCAGGACACUGGACGCAGGCGAUUCUUUUCAGGCUAAAGACUCCCUGUCCUGCCAAGGGGAUCAAUGUUCUGCUUCACCUUUGGGGACAUGGAUCCAAUUCUGUCAAUUAGACCCACGCAUGGCCCUCGGGAAAUAUUCCCCCUUGGAGAAAGAGAUCCUGCGUUUAGGUGGGGUUCACACCAGAGCAUCAAGGAGGUUUCUGACUUAUAAGCAAGAGGAGGAACGGAAAAUGCUCAAGGAACUCCAGUUGCUGUCUGCAGAUUACAGACAGGUGAUGGAAUAUAAAAAACUGUGUUCCUCAACUUGUUCCACCUACCGGCCUAUAGAAACAAUAUGGAUGGCCAGGAUGGUUGUGCCCCCCGAAGAGUUCAAAAUGCCACAACGAGAGUGGCUCGACAUGAGCAAGCACAUAGAGCGCAUGCAGUCAGCUCGGGCCCUGAGAAGUAACCUGCAGUUACCCUCCAUCGAAAGGGUCAGGAACACUUCAGUUGUGUCCAGAGGGAACCUGGGCCCAACGACCAGAGGCAACGCCGGGCAAGACGAGAGUGAGGACAACAACAACUGUGAUGAUGGCACGCAAGAGGAGAAAGAGAAAAAAAACAUAAAAAGACAAGAAAUAAAAAUGAAUGUAAUGUUCAAGUCAGAGGAACCCAGAAAACAUUUAACCUACCAGCCCAAUGACCUGAAGCCGUUCUUCCCCACAAAGAAAGUGGAACGGUCCAUCACCGGCUUAACAAACCGCAAUCUUUUUCACUUGGCUGAAUUCCCAGGAGACUUAAUGCUGAUGAGCCAGGACUGUAUAUCACGAGGCAUCCACCCCAGAGACGUGACAAAGCCCAGUUGCCUGGGAGGAGAGAGCAUCUGGAAAACGUACAUGGGAAAACCUGCAUCUCACCAUUACUAA